Aspergillus puulaauensis is the source of this 570-nucleotide messenger RNA. RefSeq lists its product as uncharacterized. The transcript is spliced from 3 exons. Bases 1 to 570 code for a protein of 189 amino acids. The record is from RefSeq and is a predicted model, not a curated record. Lineage: Eukaryota; Fungi; Ascomycota; Eurotiomycetes; Eurotiales; Aspergillaceae.
AUGGUUCUGCUGCGCUCUCUCAUCGCCAUUGCCGCCGUGGCUGGCGUUGCUCAUUCCCAGAACGAUACAUCGGCAGUAGACUCGCAAGACAUUAACACUCCCACAAAACAACAUUGGUGUCUCACCCAGACCGAAUCUUGCCGCAUCAUUUGUGACCAGGUCACAGGUGUUACAGGUGGAACCCCAGACUCAAAUGAUUGCAAUGAUAACACCCUUGUGUAUAGCUGUGUCUGCAGCAAUGGUCAAUCACCAAACACCUCCGAAUACACUCAAACGAUCCCCUACUUCCUUUGCACGGAACAGAACAACCGUUGUGUCAACGACUGCACCCAAAACGACUCGAGCUGUCAGGAUAAGUGUCGCUCCUCCAACCCUUGCGGAGCUCAACACCCUAGACCUCCGAACAAAACUUCAACCACAGUUGCAUCUACCACGUCUACCCUACAGCCGUUUACCGGGGAAGCUGGCGACGAAGGAGGUGCCAUCAAGCCAAUGAUUGAUCUUAAACCAGUGUAUGGUCUCUCCAUCGUCCUUGGGGGAUUCUUUGCCGGCUUUGCGUUUCUUCUCUAA